This is a messenger RNA of Macroventuria anomochaeta, 1433 nucleotides long. RefSeq names its product mitochondrial carrier. Gene Ontology annotation, biological process: transport. The record is from RefSeq and is a predicted model, not a curated record. The transcript is spliced from 8 exons. Lineage: Eukaryota; Fungi; Ascomycota; Dothideomycetes; Pleosporales; Didymellaceae. Gene Ontology annotation, molecular function: transmembrane transporter activity. Bases 211 to 1293 code for a protein of 360 amino acids.
CAACUCAACGCGCAGCACAACCAAAUCUCGGCCAUUGUCACCGACCCUCCAUCGCAGCCAUACAAACAAAACCUCCCCCGCCGUCGCACGCCCCCCAUCGCCCAUAUCAGCCUGACCUCAAAACGGUCUUGAUGGAGCUUGCCCGGCUACUGGCCCAGUCGCGGUUGCCGUAGGAAGACGCCGCAUCUUCCACAGCUAGCGAUAGCCAGUAUGCCCGAGCAGGAGGAGAGAAAACAGCAGCUCAACGCCAUCACUGGCCCACCGAGAGACCUCACGAACGUCUCGCGAGCUGUACUGCGCAGCGAGCAGGCCAAACGAUGGACCAAGAGAUAUAGGACCGAGGUUGCAGCAAGCUCCAGCAGUCUGCUGUCGACGGUCGUCGCGUAUCCUCUCGAUUCCGUGAAGACACGCCUUCAAGCCUACAAGUUCAACUCCUUCAGCGACUGCGUGCGCCACACAUAUCAAACUGAGGGCUUGCACGGAUUCUGGCGAGGCGUUUGGUCUCCCCUAGCCAGCAUCACCCUCGUUCGAACCGUAUCCUUCUCGAUCUACCAGCGCUCCAAAUACACAAUCGAUGACUGGAUAUAUCAAGCAACCGGAAGCUCACCACUUGUCAUUGCGAACACGAAGGGUGCAUGGCCCACCUUAUCGACGAUAUCAUGCUUUGGGCUUGCAGGAGCGACUGCUGGCGCUACAAUCACAGCAAUCGCUUGUCCUUUCGAGCUGACGAAGCUGAGCGCCCAGAUCUCUGUGUUGAUGGCCGACCGCAACGAUGGUUGUAAGCAGAACGACGCGAUCCGGAAGAGCUAUCAGAACCUUGGGACAUUCAAAACAGCCCAGAACUUGGUCAGACAUCGAGGCUGGACAGGCCUGUAUUCUGGCUUCCAUUUGCACCUACUACGCGACUCGAUUGGUACGGGUAUCUACUUUGUCACGUAUGAAAGUGUGAAGCAGAUUUUGGCAAAUGCACGAGGGACUUCGCCCACACAUCCUUUGGCUGUGGUUAUAGCUGGAGGAUUGUGCGGUCUUGUCAGCUGGGCCUGUAUCUUCCCUAUCGACACCGCGAAGAGUAUUUAUCAGCGCAACUGCCUUGUCGGCGGCAAAGACAAGCAGACGAGGCCGAAGAUCCAGUUCCUCAACCCACGGAUGUAUCGAGGCUUAGGAGUCUCCAUGUCUCGCUCCUGCGUAGUCAACGCCAUUUUCUUUACUGCAUUUGAGUUUACUAAGAAGCGCAUCAACUAUAUGGAAGUCGACGAAGAGCUUCUCCGCCGACACGAUGAGGGUGUUGACUGAUUUACCAUGGACCUAGGAUCUGCAAUUUCGACUGUACAUGCAUAGGAUUUGGAGUAGGAGUGCGAACAUAGGAGCACUUGGGAGUUAUACUGGCGCAACACACGGUAUGAAAGGUAGCAUUGAUCGAGUAUUUGUUUACG